Aspergillus nidulans FGSC A4 is the source of this 1812-nucleotide messenger RNA. It is a transcript of the gene atg15, whose product is annotated as triglyceride lipase ATG15. Gene Ontology annotation, molecular function: triacylglycerol lipase activity. Bases 1 to 1812 code for a protein of 603 amino acids. Gene Ontology annotation, biological process: lipid metabolic process. The record is from RefSeq and is a predicted model, not a curated record. The transcript is spliced from 2 exons. NCBI's taxonomy places the organism in Eukaryota, Fungi, Ascomycota, Eurotiomycetes, Eurotiales, Aspergillaceae. Gene Ontology annotation, cellular component: multivesicular body membrane.
AUGGACCAGCCUCACAGGCGGACAAGAAAAUGGCACUUGAUGGACCUGAGCGUCAGCACUCUGCUCAUGUCUCUUGCUCUUGUUCUUCCGUCUUGUGUCUCCGCUUAUCAGCCCGUAUACUUCAGGUCUCAGGAAGCAACGCCAUUUAUUCCACCACAAGUGCCUUCAGCUGACCCGCAAUCAUUGUCUGGGACGCACGAAUUUACCCUUCGCCACAUCGUUCAGCGAGGAGCCUACGAGUAUCCUGAGCUUCACAGAAGGCUCGACAUCAAACCAAACACACAACUACGAACGGUUUCCGAAGAUGGAAUAGAAGAUAAUGAGCCUGCCGUUUUCAACGUACCCUUCGUUGCAUCCUCCGAGCCGGUUACCAUUGAGCGACUAGCAGAUCGACGUUUAUCCGUAAUCGAAGAACACUUAGCGGCUGCGAGAAGUGCCGGAUCAGCAGUCACCCUUAGUUCAUCACAAUGGACUAAAGAUACUUUGGCGGGACCAAAUGUUACGGAUAAGAAGACUAUCCUUACUUUUGCAAAAAUGACAGCAAAUGAUUACAUUGAGGUACCAGGUACCGAGGACUGGCAGGAUAUUAACGGUAAACUGAAUUAUUCUACGAGUUUUGGCUGGCAGAACGAUGGGCUUCGCGGUCAUAUUUAUGCAGAUGAUACGAACAGCACUAUUGUCAUCUCGCUGAAGGGGACGUCUCCUGCACUUUUCGAUGGGGCUGGGACGACUACCAACGAUAAGGUGAAUGACAAUCUCUACUUCAGUUGCUGCUGUGGUCAGGGCGGUUCCUAUCUGUGGCGGGAGGUUUGCGAUUGCCAGAAAUCUGCCUUCAAUGCCAAUUUGACCUGCAUAAUCGAAGCCAUGAAUGACGAGAAUCGAUAUUAUCGUGCCUCACUCGACUUGUACUCCAACGUUACAGAACUAUAUCCGAACGCGAAUGUCUGGCUGACGGGCCAUUCAUUGGGAGGUGCCAUGGCUAGUCUCCUUGGAUUGACUUUCGGGCUGCCGGUUGUCACUUUUGAAGCUGUGCCGGAAGCACUUCCCGCCGCUCGGCUCGGACUACCAACCCCGCCUGGAUAUAACCCAGCUUUGCCCCAAGCGAGAAAGUUCACAGGAGCAUAUCACUUUGGACAUACCGCAGAUCCUGUCUACAUGGGAACAUGUAAUGGUGUCAGUUCUGUCUGCACAUGGGGUGGAUACGCCAUGGAAUCUGCAUGUCAUACCGGCCAAAUGUGCGUUUACGAUACCGUUGCAGACAAGGGGUGGCGCGUUGCGAUUGGUACACAUCGCAUCAAAGCCGUCAUUUCAGAUGUUAUUGAGGUAUAUGAUGACUUGCCGCAAUGUGCGCCAGAAGAAGAGUGUUACGAUUGUGAGUUGUGGAAGUUCUUCCGAAGUAACGGCUCUGAGAUUACUACUACGAGCUCAACUACGACUACUUCUACCAUAACUACCUCAACCAGGACGACUACCUGUAAAACCCCUGGGUGGUGGGGCUGCUUGGAUGAUAGCACAACCACUGAUCCUCCGACUACCACCACUACAACGAGCUCCACCUGCAAAACUCCGGGUUGGUUUGGGUGCAAGGAUCCGACGAGUACUACGGCAACCACGACAACUGAGGCGCCCACCACAACCACAACCUGCAAGGAUCCAGGAUGGUUCGGCUGUCGCGACCCCACGUCUCCGACAACCUCGACUGCUCCUCAGACUUCCACUUGUGAAACCCCGGGGUUUUUCUGGGGUUGUUAUGACACCCAAACCGCGGUCGACCACCUCAUCACUCCAGCACCAAUCCUUAUAGAUCUUUAA